UCGAUAAUUCAAUAAUAUUCUUCAAUGGCUUCUUCUUCUUCUCUAGUUCAGAAACAAAAGCUCGUGUUCUUAGUUCUAAUAAUCAGCCUGUUGUUUUCGUACGGUAACGCCAAUUGGUACGGUACCGGUAUGACUAAUCUCGGUAACCCAGAUUCGAUUGACCCGAAUGGUAACGUAAUUAAUCCGUUGAAGAAGUGCGGAUUCGAUAAGAUGUACCUACUCGGCGGGUCCCUUUCCGACACCGGGAAUUUGAUCAGCGAAACCGUCGGCUCUACUUUGCCCUUCGGUAAACAACCCUACUCGCAUGGCCGCUCCUCCAACGGCUUGUUGAUCACCGAUAAUUUCGCGUACGAGGCAGGGAUUAAUCCGAUACCUGAUCCCUACAAGGAUUUGAAUUUUUAUUUCAAUAAAGGAGUAAACUUCGCCGUGGCGGGGUCCACAGCUUUGCCAACAGAAGUAUUAGCGACGAAAUACAUGAUUUCGUCUCCGGUGACAAAUAGUUCUCUCAAUAUCCAAUUGGAUUGGAUGUCUGACUAUUUCAGCUCCGCCACGUGCCUCACAGAUAAUGGUUGUACCGACAGAUACAACAAGGCAAUUUUCUUCGUCGGAGAAAUCGGUGGUUCCGAUUACCAGUACGCAAUCUUGCAAGGAAAACUAACCAUGGAUCAGUUGACAGAUAUGGUGCCUGAUGUUGUUGCUGCUAUUAUCAAUGCUACAAAGGGAGUACUUAACUUGGGAGCUAGAAGAGUGGUGAUUCCCGGAAUAUUCCCUCUCGGGUGUCUCCCGAUUUACAAGACGCUCUUCCAAAGCAACGUCUCGACAAACUACGACGAGAAUCAAUGCCUCAAUCAACUCAACGAUUUAGCGAAGAACCACAACGAACAACUGCAACAAGGCAUUAACAGUCUCAUGCAAGAGAAUCCGAAUGCGGUACUAGUUUACGGAGAUUACUACCAGGCUUAUAAACACCUCCACCGGAUCGCCACACUCAACGAUUUCGACACGGAAAAAGCUUGCUGCGGGAUCGGAGGCGACUACAACUUCAACGUAACGACAAUGUGUGGUCAUGGCGGCGUCAAUAAUUUUAUGGGUCGUAAUAGGUACAUUAGCUGGGACGGGAUUAAUUUGACGAGAAUCGGUAACAAGAUUAUGGCGAAUUGGUUGAUCCGGAAGACCGUGCCGAAGCUUCAAUGCCAAUCCUGAAGGCCUGCAAUUAAUUAAGCACUAGUCUAUUUGAUCUUAGUAUAAUACUUAGAAAUUUUGUAAUUUCUUGUAGUAAUUUGGUCAAAUUUUUUUUG
Messenger RNA from Erythranthe guttata (spotted monkey flower), 1298 nucleotides. The record is from RefSeq and is a predicted model, not a curated record. NCBI's taxonomy places the organism in Eukaryota, Viridiplantae, Streptophyta, Magnoliopsida, Lamiales, Phrymaceae.